ACAAGCAGCCCCAAUGCUGCUGCCAGAAAUGGACCCCAGAGAGAAAGCGACCUUGAAGAACUGCCUGAACUGCUUCCUAGAAGACCUUGACCCCACCUUGACCUUCCUGUCACAACUGGUCUGUUCAGGGAUAAUUACUGAGGACCAGAAAGACAGGGUGGAUAAGCAGACGACCCGACAAGAUAAAGUGAUCACCCUGUUGGAGAUUUUACCUCGAAGAGGACCCCGUGCCUUUAAGAAGUUUGUAGGUCUACUGAGAAUAGAUUACUCUUGGAUCAGUGAGAAACUAGAACAGGAAUAUCAAGUACAGGAUUUUACCAAAAGGAUAGAGAAUGCACUUGAGCAAAGAACCAAGAGAAUGGGAGAACUCAUUAAGGACCGGGACUACAUUAACCGAGUGAUUACAGAAACAGUGGUGCCUCUUAUGAUGGAGGAAUGUGGUUCCAGUAGUUCUGGUGGUGCUGUGGGCCCAGGCUUUGAUGCACCACUUAAAGACAUCAUAACUGACCACUUAAUACCACUUCUGAAUGGUAACAAUGGUCAGAAAACACAUUUAGAUUCCAUGCACAGUGGUAUGCUGCUUGACAAAGUAGUGGAUAUCAUUCAGGAGUUGAAGGAGAGGUGUUGUAAAAUGCUGAGUUUGAGCGAUGUGACCGAGUUCCACUCCUCUUUGCCGAUUUUAAUUGACAUGAGACUUCAAGAAUUAAGGGACAACAUUACUUCAAUGAAAAAAGAAAACAAAAAGAUGAAGAAAAUUGAAGAAAAAUUGACUGCAGAAAAUCAGAAACUUAAAAAUGACUUAACAAUUCAAAGAGCUGAAGUUAAGAAGGGAAAGACUGAUGUUGUGAAACAAAAUGCUGAGAUAAAGAAAUUAAAAGACCAAGUGCAAAAAUCCAAGUCUGAGAGUGAUAAGUUAAAACAGGAACUGGCCAACCUGAGGGAGCAGAUGAGUAAAGCAGGCAUGGAUCUACAAAUAUCAUCAGACUUCACCUAACUAUCAUUUGUCAUUUACUUU
Molecule: messenger RNA, 1015 nt
Organism: Saccostrea cuccullata (small rock oyster)
Lineage: Eukaryota; Metazoa; Mollusca; Bivalvia; Ostreida; Ostreidae
Exons: 3
Coding region: 14-994 (326 amino acids)
Biological process (GO): regulation of apoptotic process
Molecular function (GO): death domain binding; protease binding
Source: RefSeq, a predicted model, not a curated record